Scophthalmus maximus (turbot) is the source of this 1975-nucleotide messenger RNA. RefSeq names its product protein LBH-like. Bases 192 to 548 code for a protein of 118 amino acids. The record is from RefSeq and is a predicted model, not a curated record. Lineage: Eukaryota; Metazoa; Chordata; Actinopteri; Pleuronectiformes; Scophthalmidae. The transcript has 4 exons.
CGGAGUGGCCCCGCGAGCCCUCUCCGCCUGUCGCCCACAACAGCCCACAUCAUCAUCCUCAUCAUCAUCAUCCUCAUCAUCAUCCUCAUCAUCAUCCUCAUCAUCAGCAGCAGCAGCAGCAGCAGCAGCAGCAGCAGCAGUGUGAUGAAGCAGCGGAGGACGGAGACUCUGUAGAUCAGCCAGCGGACAGGAUGACUGAGGUGAUGAACUCUCUGGAGCCCGGGACGGAGGACUUCAUCGGGGGAGGAGCCGGAGGAGACGAGGGCACAAUCUUCUCGGACGCCCGCGAACGCUAUCCAAAGUUGUCCAAGAGGCUGCCCUCCAUCGUGGUGGAGCCGACGGACGGAGCCGAGGUGGAGAGCGGCGAGCUCCGCUGGCCGCCGGACGAGCCGAGCCCUCCGGACGAAAUCCAGACCGGGCGACGGGGUGCGGAGGAGGAGGAGGAGGAGGAGCAGCAGCAGGAGGAGGAGGAGGCGGCAGAUGAGGAGCCGCCGAGCGCCGGCGAGCAGGACGAGGCCUCCGGGGCGGAGAUGCAGGACUCCAACUGAACAAACUCUCCCGCUGUGAAAAGAAGUCCACCGUUACUGUGAGUGUGUCCGGACUCGGACGAGUUAACAAAGUAGAGGAGCACUCGGUGUGGAUAGACAGGUCACGGAGACAGGAGGAGGAGGAGGAGGAGGAGGAGGAGGAAGGGUAGAUGAACAGAUUCCCAAACCCCAGCUCACGGGCUCGGAGCCAGAGUCCAGUCGCCAUCUUGUUUUUGUUUUCUUUUCACGUACAGUACGUAUCUGCUGACGACGGACACGCGCUCGCUAAUAACCAUCAGUGAAGGGACCAAGUUCACAUCCUGAACCUUUGUACUCCACAUCUUUUCUAACCUUUUGACUAAAGACGAUGUCUGUCUGGAAAAUGGAGCUCGACCGAUUCAUUGGUCGGUCCAUAUGAGCCCUUCACAGACACGUCGGUUUUUCGGCACGCGGAAACUUUUAUUUUAAGGAAUAAAAAAUGCAGAAAAGAUGUAAAAUUGACGUUAACAUUUUACGAAAAAAAGAAAAAAAACCCUUUAUUCUUGGAAUUCUAAUUAUCAAAAUUUCAAAUUCAAAUUUGUGUUUUCUUUUUAUUUAUAGCCAUUUAUAAUAAAGUUUGAAAUCAAUUGCAUGUCUUUGUCAUAAGAUUUUGAUAACAACAUCUUUUUUUAAUAAUAUAUUGAUCGUCCGAUUUAUAUCCAUCAGGAAUUUUUACUUCCUGAUAUUGGUACCCAAAACUCCAUAUCGGUCGGGCUCAAUUAGAAACAACGAAAAGACGUAUAACUUAGCAGCAGACACGUUUUAAUGUCCCAAUAUCCCUGGAAUCACAUUCCAGCUUUGUGAUUUUAAUAUAAAAACACAUGUUUUAUUUGAUAAUCUUCUCUCUCUGGCUCCGAGUCGUCCACCGUAUCGUCUCCACAUUGGAUCUGGACAGAUGUUUUCUAAAUGCUGUCUCCAGUAUUUAGCUCUUGUGUGCCAUACUGUACAUGUGCUAUUACUGACGGUAGCUACUGUAUUUAGUGCACAGUUGUUACAUGUAGAUGACUGUAGAUGUGAACUACAUCUGUUCGUUGAGUGCCCGCUGAUGUCGUCUGGUGAUCUUGGUCUCACGUUGUGAUAAUAGCUACGAUGUUUUUCGAGGAGCCGCAUUUGAUAACGAACUGAUUUGUCACUUUAUUCGAUGUUGUUAUAUUCUGCGAUAUAUAUCACGAUGUGUAAGCGUUGUCCUCGCGCAGUAGGCGUUAAAGGGAAUGUAACCGGUGUUCUGUUUUACUUAAGAUAUUGGAGCAAUAUGUUCACAGGCGUUUCAAGGCAGUGCAUUUUGUUACAGACGUAAAACAAAAAGAAAAAAGAUCCAGUAUAUUUAAAAUGUGGCUCACUUGUUACACACAUGAUAUUUUUGGAAAAUACUGGAAACCUAAAAUACAAAUAAACCUUUUAAAAAAAGA